AAAGAAAAUCAGCAGUACUAGGAAGAGGGUAAAAAUCCUGAGAAGAGAAGCUUAACCGGAGUUGAUGAACAGCGACAAUUAAACAGCAAAUCAACAUCAAUUCACCGGAAUUUCUCAAAAUCCGACCCGCUAUAUAAGCGGAUUUAGCCUUCAAUUUACGAAUCCAAGUGAAGGGUUCUGCAAUUCAAUUACUCAUUCAUGGGUCGUCCUCCUACUCAUGGCGCCCCGUCUUUCCGCUUCUUCCCUGCCGAGGUUGCACAAAUGGAAGCUCUUUUACGAGAACAUGGUGGUCAUGUUCCAGCUAGAGAGGUUCUUAUGGCGCUUGCUGAUAGAUUCAGUAAUUCAUCGGAGCGAUCUGGAAAAAUCACAGUACAAAUGAAGCAGGUCUGGAACUGGUUCCAAAAUAGGCGUUAUGCCCUGAGGUCAAAAUUGGUCAAGGCACCUGGGAACCCGAAUAUGCCACCUAAUCCGCAGGCUGAAGUUACUCCAGUGAGAAAUGUACCCUCUGUUCCUCAACAGACAAUUGCACCAUCACCGUCAGGUCAUAAUGUGGCAAAAAAUACAACCGAAAAUCCUUUAAUGGAAUUUGAAGCCAAAUCUGCUAGGGAUGGGGCAUGGUAUGAUGUCCAAGCAUUUCAUUCUCAUAGAUAUCUUGAGACUGGUAAUCCCGAAGUUCUGAUCCGUUUUUCUGGAUUUGGGCCAGAAGAAGAUGAGUGGGUUAAUGUUCGCAAACAUGUUAGACAGAGGUCACUUCCAUGUGAAUCAUCAGAGUGUGUUGCAGUUCUUCCUGGGGAUCUCAUCCUCUGCUUUCAGGAAGGAAAAGAGCAAGCUCUUUACUUUGAUGCUCAUGUCCUUGAUGCUCAAAGGAGGAGACAUGAUGUAAGAGGCUGUCGCUGCAGGUUUCUGGUCCGUUACGAUCAUGAUCAGUCUGAGGAAAUUGUGCCCUUAAGAAAAGUAUGUCGUCGGCCAGAAACUGAUUACAGGUUGCAGGUGCUUCAUGCUGCCAAUGAAUCAGCAUCAGCAUCUGUUUCUGCAGACUCCAAAAAGGCUGUAGUUGACCCUGCUUCAAGCAGCUCAUUGAGGGUGACUAGUCAUAAUCCCAGUGCUUUUGUUGGAGUAUCUGCUCCUACUAUUAUGAGUGCAGGGGCUGGUGGUCCACAUCCAACUACAACUGCAACUCCAGUUCCAACUGUAGCACCUGCUCCAACUCCAGCAACUGGUCCUGCUUUAGCUUCAAUCCCAUCUCCUGCUCCUACUUCAAAUUCAGUUUCAACUCCAGCUCCAGCUUUGGCUAAUGCUUUAGCAUCAACUUCAGUUCCAGCUCCUGCUUUAGAUUCAACUUCUGUUGCUGUUUCUGCUGAGGCUGAGCGGGCUCCUGCUUUAAAUUCAACUUCAAUUGCAACUCUGGCUGCGGCUUCGGCUCCAGCCUUGGCUCCAGAUCUGGCUCAAGCUCCAGCUCCAGCUCCGGCUGCGGCUGCGGCUUUAAUCCCGGCUCCAACCCUUUCUCCAGAUCCAGCUGUAGCUUCAUCUUCCAUUCCAAUUUCUGCACCAUAUUCAUCUCCGAGUCUGACUUGUGCUUCAACUCUGUCUCCGAGUCUGGCUUGUGCUCCAAGUCCAUCUGUGAGUGCUACUGCUAUUCCGAUUUCUGUUCCAGAUUCUGCUUCGGCUCCACCUCCAGACCCAGUUCUAGUUACUACUCCAGCUCCAGUUCUGUUUUCUAUUCCAGCUGCAGCUCCAGAAUUGGGAAAGACUAAGAGUGGCAAUUUAAGAACUUCAGCUACUGAAGCUUUUGCUGAGAACAUUAUCAAUCCUGGUGCUGCUAGCGAGAUUGUAGAAGUCAAGAAGGAAGAGGGACAAAAUCUGGAAAGUUCUAUGUUUGCAGGAAGCAACAUCUCUCAGGGAGAAACAAGUGAUAAUCCUUCAAUAACAAUUCCUGGAUCAGAAAAACCUGGAGUAAUUGAACCGAUUGAACAGGCUAUGGCAGUGAGCACUGCAACAACCGGUAGUAGUCCAAUUGUUUCAAGUCUUUCAACGAAGGCAGAGAGUAGCAAUCAGGCUGUGUCGGCUGAGGAUACAAAGGAAUGAAACAUGGAAUGUAGCUUAGGUUAAAUUAGUUCCUAAUUUCUUAUCUUGUUUUUAGACCCAUUAUUUCUUGCUUCAUCUGCUCAGCUGCUCUUUUGACUGCUGCAGUAUUUGACAGUUGUAGUGUAUUUUAAUACUUCAUAUAGAAAUCAACUCUAUAACUAUCGCAA
Chenopodium quinoa (quinoa) is the source of this 2252-nucleotide messenger RNA. RefSeq names its product protein SAWADEE HOMEODOMAIN HOMOLOG 2-like. The record is from RefSeq and is a predicted model, not a curated record. The transcript has 9 exons. Bases 199 to 2085 code for a protein of 628 amino acids. Gene Ontology annotation, molecular function: DNA binding; chromatin binding. Lineage: Eukaryota; Viridiplantae; Streptophyta; Magnoliopsida; Caryophyllales; Amaranthaceae.